AUGGCGGAAUGGUUUGUUGGUCCAAUCAUGGAGAAGAUCAUCAACGCUUGCUCUGGUUACCUGGAAGAUCAAGUAGGAUGGCAAACAGGCAUGAAGAAGGAGCUGGAAAGCCUGCGAGAGAACCACCCUAAGAUCCAAGCUGUCCUCGAGUUUGCUUCGAGCCAAGCAAAAAUUGGAGGCCAUAAUAACACGCCUCUCCACGAAUGGAUUUGGCAGCUGCGAGAUGCCAUUGAUGAGGCAGAUGAUGUGCUCGAUGAGUUUGAGUACAUGAAGCUUAAACAGCAGCUCCCCAAAAACACGGAAGAAACAAAGAAACGAAAGGUCACGAGCUUCCUAUUUGAAAGUGCUCAUAAAAUUCUCAAAAUUGGCGAACGAGGUCUCAAAAGGGAUCCCAACUUGAAGCGACUGGAGGAGGCUGUGCAGAAACUUGAUAAAGUUUCGGCUGAUGUUACUACUUUCCUUCCUCUUUUAGACAGCGCGAAGCAGGAACAGAAGGAGAAGGAGGUUGAUUUCUACAAAACACGUGAAACAGGAUCUUUUCCUAAGAAUUAUCUCAUCGGGCGGCGCAAGGAUAAGGAGAUUGUUAUGAACUGGCUGAGGAAUCCAUCAAAUGAACAUCGGGGAACUGAUUUGUACAGAAACAUUUCUCUUCUAUCUAUAGUGGGGCAUGGUGAUUUGUUGGAAUCUCUUAAGAAGAAGAGGCCUCGUUUAGAGACACUUGAGGCACUUCAAGAUAGUCUUCGGACUGAGAUUAUGUCCAAAAAGUUCUUACUUGGGCUGGAUGAUAUUUGGGAGGAGGAUGAGGAGAAGGAUAAAAGCAAAUGGGAGGAUGUGCUCGCCCCUCUAGCUUCUGGGGGUUUUGGUAGUAAGAUUCUGGUAACAACUCGAACGGACUCUGUUGCACUAAUGUUUGAUAAGGUAAUUAAAAAGAAGACGGAAAAAGUAAAAAUAAAUGGCUUGGAGGAAGAUGAGUGUUUGCAGCUCCUCAACUCUCAUGCAUUUGCUGGUGUAGAGAACCCCUCUGACGAUUAUAAAAAAUUAAGAGCCAUUGCUGGAGAGAUAGUUAAAAAGCUUUUAGGAUCUCCAUUGGCAGCUAAAGUCAUUGGUGGUGUUCUGAAGGACAACUUGGAUGAAAGGCAUUGGAGGACAGUUCUAGAAAGCAAUUUAUUGGGUCAGAAUUCUAUCAAUUCCAUCUUAAGACUGAGCUAUAUAGUUCUGUCAAAUUAUCUACAAAAUUGUUUCGCAUUUUGUUCAAUAUUUCCACAAGGUUAUAGGUUUGAUAAAGAUGAUUCAGUCAAAAUGUGGAUUGCAUUGGGUUUCAUUCAGCAACCUAAUGAUCAAGAAUGGACUAUGGAGGAUAUUGGAGGAACGUAUUUUGAUGUUUUGGUUAAAAAAUCUUUCUUUGAUAAGUUUAAAGAUUCUGGACAUCAACGAUUCUACAAGAUGCAUGAUUUAAUGCAUCAAUUGGCACAAUCAGUUUCCAAACAUGAAUGUUUAAGAGUUGAGGAUGGUACAAAAUUGCCUUCUAUAAUUCCUAAGACUCUUCGACACUUGUUUGUUGAAACUACAAAUCCAGACAUCAUAAAAAUGAUAGGGCAGUUUAAAUAUUUGCAUUCUCUUAUCUUGUUCUCUAAAGCUUCUGAUCAGGAUCUUUGCAGUGCACUUAUUGAAAUAUUCAAAGCAUCGAGAAGUCUACGCUUAUUAAAUGUAUGUUCUCCAUGGUUGGAAAUGAUGCCUGAGGAGAUUGGAAAUUUGAUACAUCUUCGAUGCUUAAAGAUUGAUUAUAAUUUGACAAUGCUGCCAAGAUCUCUAAGUAAUCUCUAUCACUUGCAAUACAUAAUCUAUGAUGGCGCAGAGCAGGUUUAUGUUAAUGAUUUUUUACCAAGUGACAUUAAUAACCUUUCUAACUUGCGUUACUUGAAAUCUCUCGAGGUUUGUAUUUCAUCGAUAUGUGGGAUUGGGAAGCUAAAGUCUCUUCAAGAACUGGAAAUGUUUUAUCUUAGAGAUGUGAGUGGUUAUAGAAUUGGGGAGUUGGAGAAUAUGAAUGAACUUCGCAAAUUAGAAAUCAAUUGCCUUGAAAAUGUUAAGAAUGCUGAGGAGGCUUGUAGUGCCAAAUUAUGUGAAAAGAGGAGGCUCACAGAUUUGACCUUAUGUUGGAGUUACGCUGAUUUGAGGAACAUCGAUUUAAAUGAGAACGUGCUCGACAACCUUCAGCCUCCAAAAUGUCUAAGGAAUCUGAGCAUAUAUAAAUACAUAUGGGUGCAAGGUCUGCAAUAUGGAUGA
Messenger RNA from Dendrobium catenatum, 2283 nucleotides. RefSeq names its product putative disease resistance protein RGA3. Gene Ontology annotation, molecular function: ADP binding. The transcript has 3 exons. NCBI's taxonomy places the organism in Eukaryota, Viridiplantae, Streptophyta, Magnoliopsida, Asparagales, Orchidaceae. Bases 1 to 2283 code for a protein of 760 amino acids. The record is from RefSeq and is a predicted model, not a curated record. Gene Ontology annotation, biological process: defense response to other organism.